Schizosaccharomyces cryophilus OY26 is the source of this 2442-nucleotide messenger RNA. Its product is annotated as vacuolar carboxypeptidase. Bases 410 to 2185 code for a protein of 591 amino acids. Gene Ontology annotation, molecular function: metallocarboxypeptidase activity. The record is from RefSeq and is a predicted model, not a curated record. The transcript has a single exon. Gene Ontology annotation, cellular component: fungal-type vacuole lumen. NCBI's taxonomy places the organism in Eukaryota, Fungi, Ascomycota, Schizosaccharomycetes, Schizosaccharomycetales, Schizosaccharomycetaceae.
ACUAUACUGUCAUAAUGAAAUUUGGCAUACCAGGUUGAUACGAGAAACCGUUGAAACGACACUUAUCUAGCGAUUUAUUACGAAUCCUUCGUAAUAAAUCGCAACAUUAGAGAAAUUGGUGCUUAAUUUCAUCCUUUCCCCUAUCUCAAAGCAAUAAAACGCGAGAUUACGCUGGGAUAUAAAAAGGUCAUUUUCUCGGUUUCUUUUUGUCUUUCUUGGUCAUUGCUGAAUUGAUUUUGAAUGAUUCAAUUGUUUUGUUUUUGUUUUUUUUUAUAGUCUCGUAAUUUUGUAUUUAUCUUCAGUUUUAUCUUCAUUUUCUAGUUUGAAUUGCUAAAAAGCUGUAAUUUGUCGUGUCUUUUUCAUAUACGACUGACUCUUGUUACUGCCACGAUUUGAUAUAAAAGAAGAAAUGGGCGAUCCUAAUUUGGUGACGACACCAAGAAGGAAAAGUAUCGAAAAGAAACCUUUGGAGGUCGAUUUGGAAUCCCAAUCGCAGUCCCAAUGGAUGAAGAAGUCCAAAUUAAUAUGUCAAAGGAUCUUGUAUGGUCUGCUGUUUAUUAUCCUGGGCUAUGCGACGUUGAGUUUAUUAGUUUUUUUAAGAUUAUAUCCGGAUCGCGUUCAAUAUCUUAAGUCUUUACGGGUUGCUAACGAUUCUUUUUGUUAUCAACCUCCUGUACUCGUAUCUUCUACGAAAGAACCUUUUUUGGACACCAAAGAUAUCAGCUGCUCUAACUUCAUCAACUCGCCCGAAUAUUGGAAUGAGAGCCUUGCACGUUUUCAAAAAGUGUUGCGCGUUCCAACUGUCUCUUACGAUGAUCUGGGCGAUGUUGGCGAAGAUGACCGGUGGAACAUUUUCGGCGAUUUGCACGACGUUUUCCGCGAAAUUUUCCCCAAUAUCUUUGAAAAGUUACAAGUUGAAUACGUUGCUACCUAUGGCCUUUUGAUAACCUAUAAAGGCUCCAACGACGACUUGAAACCUCUUGUUCUUAUGGCCCAUCAAGACGUGGUCCCCAUUGCAGAGGCUACCUUGGACAAAUGGUUUUUCCCUCCUUUCAGCGCAACUUACAAGGACGGAGUUGUGUAUGGCCGUGGUGCUACCGACGAUAAAAAUUCACUGGUUGCCAUUUUUGAAGUUUUGGAAUUGCUUGCUUCCUCUGACUUUACGCCAGAGCGCACUGUGAUUGCAUCAAUUGGCUUUGAUGAAGAAAUCUCUGGGUAUCAUAGUGCUUUGCCUUUGGCAAAACGUCUUUACGAGAUUUAUGGUCAAGAUGGAAUUGAGCUUAUCCUCGACGAAGGCGGCUUUGUUUCCGAGUAUUAUGGUACUUACUUUGCUGCUGUUUCUGUCGCAGAGAAGGGUUAUAUGGACGUCGUAUUAAACUUGAAAACUCCUGGCGGCCAUUCUUCUAUCCCUCCUCCUCACACAAACAUCGGUAUUAUGAGCAAGCUAAUCCCACACAUUGAAAAUCCUUUCGCUGGAUCUUUGGUUCUCGAAAAUCCUUUCUUUUCUUCCUUGGAAUGCUUCGCCAAGUAUAGUAAGGAUAUAGAUGAACGACUCCGUACUUUAAUUUUGAGAAAAGAUACAGCUGCAUUGACUGAUAUUCUUUCCAAGGACAAAGAAACACGCUACUUUUUCGAAACUUCCAUCGCUGUCGACGUUAUUCGCGGCGGCGUAAAGGUGAAUGCAUUACCCGAAGAAACAUUUGUUCAUGUGAAUCAUCGUGUUUCUGUCGAGAAGAACCUUAAUCAAUUGUAUGACCACUAUGAACAGCUCGUGGGUCAGUUUGCAAAAGAGAAUCAUCUGAAUCUUACCGUUUUUGAUGGUAGUCAAGCUAUUUCUUAUCCUGACGCUAUCGGCCAGUUUUCUCUUUCGACGAUGAAGACUCUUGAACCUUCUCCUGUUUCUCCAUAUGGAAAUGGUGCUUCCGCUUAUGAGAAACUUGGCGGUGCAAUCAAGUAUACUUUCGGUAAUCAGACUCUUGUCGCACCUGCAUUGAUGCCUGCAAACACAGACACCCGUCAUUACUGGAAUCUAACAAAGAGUAUUUACCGCUGGACCCCUGUGUCUCCCAGAGCUGCUGAAAUCACUGAUGACUUUAAUGCUCAUACUGUCAACGAGAACAUGCCUUACCAAGGACAUAUAGAUGCUAUCACUUUCUAUUAUAACUUUAUUCGUCAUUACGAUUAAUGAGAAGACUAAUUGCUUUACUACCUUCCAGUAUGACCUUCCUUAUGUUUGUAAUUUACUCUUCGCUAUUACUCUCCAAUACAUUGAAUUACUCUAAUCAAACUCUUUAUAAUGGAAUUUAAUUAAGCUUCCUUUCGAAUUCUAGUCAUGAUUGGUAGUGGGUUUACAGAGUCCUUUUUUUUUUAGUAAUUCGUAGGUAAACAGUCUUAGUCUUAUUGCAUAUGAAAAUUCUGAUUAAAUAAAAAAAGUCUAACAAC